AUGCCCCGCCCCAAGCCCCCCAGCCCCCGCCGCAUCAGGCCCCCCCCGACACCCCCGACACCCCCGACCCCGGCCCGCCGGCCCCCGCCGCGACCUCGGCUUCCGCGGCGCCGCCCCGGGCAGGUAGCGCUGCAGGAGAUCCGCAAGUACCAGAGCAACACCAAGCUGCUGCUGCGGCCGGCGCCCUUCGCACGCCUGGUGCGGGAGAUCUGUUUGCUCUUCACCCGGGGGGUCGAUUACCACUGGCAGCGAAUGGCCCUGCUGGCACUGCAGGAGGCGGCGGAGGCGUUCACGGUGCUGCUGCUGGAGGACGCCUACCUGUGCACGCUGCACGCCCGCAGGGUCACUCUCUACCCCAAGGACCUGCAGCUCGCCAGGCGCCUGCGCGGCUCCGAGGCGGGCCUGGGAUGA
This is a messenger RNA of Dryobates pubescens (Downy woodpecker), 411 nucleotides long. RefSeq names its product histone H3-like centromeric protein A. Gene Ontology annotation, cellular component: nucleosome. NCBI's taxonomy places the organism in Eukaryota, Metazoa, Chordata, Aves, Piciformes, Picidae. Bases 1 to 411 code for a protein of 136 amino acids. The record is from RefSeq and is a predicted model, not a curated record. The transcript is spliced from 4 exons. Gene Ontology annotation, molecular function: DNA binding; structural constituent of chromatin; protein heterodimerization activity.